This is a messenger RNA of Colletotrichum scovillei, 3072 nucleotides long. Its product is annotated as SAP domain-containing protein. The coding region runs from base 207 to 2198 and encodes 663 amino acids. NCBI's taxonomy places the organism in Eukaryota, Fungi, Ascomycota, Sordariomycetes, Glomerellales, Glomerellaceae. The record is from RefSeq and is a predicted model, not a curated record. The transcript has a single exon.
CAGAGCACUCAAGUGCCUUCACCUAGGCUCAUUCACGUCCUGCAACUACAACCCGAAUGAGCCAACAUCGCUUUAUUCCAUCAUACGAAAAUCAUCUUACCAACGCUGAGCGCUUCCUCCAGAUCACGCGCCUGCUCUAAAAAAAACAUUUCUACGAGUAGUCUAGCUAUGCGCUAGCUUUUGCGCCAAACCAGCAGUUAUUCAUCAUGAAUUGGAGCAAGCAAACCGUCGUUCAACUCAAGGCGGAGUUGAAACGCCGAGGACUCGCCACCGCCGGUCUCAAACAGGAGCUCGUCGAGCGACUGACCACUAGCGACGAGGCAGCAGAGGAGGAGGUGCAGGAAGAGAUACAGGAAGAGGCACAAGAAGAAGAAGAGGAGCCUUCCACAGAGCCUGAGCCCCAACCCGCUGAGUCUGCGGAGGCGCCUACCGAACCUACCCCCAUCGACACCACCACCGAAGAGGCUGCCGAUACUCAGACCACAACUGCGCAAGCAGCUGUGGCAAGCCCCGAACCCAAGCCCGAGCAAUCGGCAGCCGAACCCGCAACCCAAAAUACGGAGACGACCAUUCCUGAAUCAAUCGCCGCCGCGAACCCUACGCCUCCUGCCCCCGCUGAGAUAGCGCAAGAUGCGCAGAAACGAAAGCGCCGAUCCCAGAGCCCUGCCGAAUCGUCAGAGUCGAUUACUCACAAGCGCAUCAAGGCAGACCAAGACCGUAUCGAGGCAGACAAAGCGGACGAGGCACCAAGCUCAGAGUCAACCAGCGUUGCUGGUAUCAUAAACCAAGUCAAGGAAGGUGUGAAGGAUGUCUUGAAGGAGAGCCUGGAGGGAGGUAGCGGCCUUCUUGAGGAUGUUGCGAAGGAGGCAAAGGACACUUCGAAAGACGUUGAAGAGCUCGCGGAGAGCCACCCUAUCGAACAGGACCUACCGACGACAGAAGCAAACGCCGAAGAAGACACGGAGAUGCAGGAUGAGCUUAACGGAAAGGUGGACGCAGUCUCUGCCGCCGAUCCUGACCACCAACAGGCUUCAAUUCACGGUCAAGAGCACCCCACGGACGGUCCGGUCACUGACCAGGAGCGACACGAGAUUGCGCCAGCAGACGCCAAUGACGCCAUGGAGUACGAAAGAACAGUGCAGCCAGCUAUCCACCCUGCUACCAGGGCUCUCUACAUCAAGAACUUGAUGAGACCACUGAAGGAGUCCACAGUUCAUGACCGUCUUGUUGAGCUAUCAACUCCUUCUGGCGCAGAACCCAACUCGGACGAUGUCGAGGACGUAUACCUGGAUUCCAUCAAAUCUCAUGCAUUUGCAGUAUUCAGAACUACGACUCUGGCUUCGCGUGUCCGCAACGCGUUGCAUGACGUCACCUGGCCUGAUGAAAGCAACCGCAAGCCACUGUCGGUGGACUUUGUGCCACCAGAAAAAGUGAGGGAUUGGAUUCAUGAGGAGGAGGCUGAAGGGAAAUCCAACAGAAGCGCUCGAUUCGCAGUGCGUUACGAUAUCGAAGACGAUGGAUAUGUCACCGCUCGCCUGGUCUCUGGUAACGGCGUAACAUCGGCUGAGCCAACUAGAGGUGCACCUGCAGGCCCAGCUGUUAAGGACGUCAAUGCCAUUCCUCUCGGUCCUCGUGGCGGUCGAGGAUUUGAAGGAGCUCCCCUAGGCCCCAGAGGAGACUCCCAGCGUGGUCCCGGUCCUAGACCUCCACGACUGAUAGAAAACUUUCCCGGAGGCCCUGUACAAACCACGCGAGCCCAUCCUCCAGUCUCUUUCCAGGCCGUCUCAGAUGACCUCGUCAGCAGACGACUGCGAAACAUGCGUUCUUACUACACCAAAGAUAUCGAUAGAGACAUGGGCGCGGAGACCGAGAUUAACCGCUAUAUCUUCGAAGAGGGCGACAAGUUUGUUGACCGCGGCCACGAGAACUUUGUCGGCAUCCGGCCCCCACACAGAGAGGCUGAGCGUCGUCGACAGAUGGCUGGCGGAGGACCUCCGCCGAGGGGACCACCUCCAGGCCGUGGUGGUAGACGCAGUGGUGGCAACGGCCGUCGCGGCCCCCGCAUGGUCAGCGACAGGUAUUUGCCGGGAAUUAAUGAGAGCGGCCCCUAUCGCCAGGGCGACCGUGGAAACUUUGGUGGUUCUCGUCCCGACGGUGGCCGCCGUUUCCGUUCCGACGACCGUGGCAGCCGGUACUAGGAGCCAAAACCGUCUGUUCAGGGUGAUCGAUUGACUACUCCGGCUUCAAUCAUGUCUAUGGCUGCGCCCCAAACGCCUUCCAUGGCCAUGCUCAGGCCUCCAGUGCAUUUGCCUAGCACUUUCGAGUCCAAUCGACGGCAACUUCACAAGUCUGAAUGUCCCAACUAUCUGGAAACAGAUUACUGCAACUGUCCGUGGCGUGUCGAUAAUCCCAGCGAUCCCCAAAACCGGAUUACGGACCACUUUCCGCAUUGCCGCAACGCCGCUGGCCAUGGUUUGUGCUUUUGUCCCCUGCGCACUCGCCCUAUGACGCCCCCGUUGGUCAUCCCAGGCGGACCUGGGUAUUCUUCGCCUUCGGGGUCAUCGACGGUGAUGACACCACCCCCAGCAUGGGAACCCGCGUAGCAGAGGCGACUAGGGGUGUUGGUGGUGGAGGAUGAUCCUGAGCUCAACGACAUUCGCGAAGAGGUUUGGAUACAACAGGCUGCUGAGGCGCUGGCACGAUUACUUCGAGCAUCCCCAACUUUACGAUGAUCUCGGAAAUGGUACCCCUCCUAUCCUGCUCUUCUCAGAGCCAACCGGAAGAUCAUGGCAGGCAUUCGAUUAAAAAAUACCAAGAAGGAAAAUGGGUCAUUGUGGAGGGAAUGCGUCGAGGGGCCCCGUCGAGGGAAUGCGUCACUUACGGAGCAUUAGCUAUAUGCUCAACAACAUCCCAAACUGCGGUCGGGCGGGUGCGGAAAGGAUCAAACACACAAAAAAUAGAUUACGUCUAGACUGUAUUAUUCUCUUCUUCUUCUUCUUCCCCCCAAACGACGGUUCGAAUUCAUAGAGAGACGUGGGGACAGGCACAUACCUCCACGUUGCGAUACCACUA